UGUCUGAUAACACAAAUAAAUAUGAUUGCACCUCGAACUCGAUUAAUUAAAAAUCUUUUUUUUAAGCAAAAUGUGACACCAUGUUCGCAAUUUACUGUAUUUAUAAAUUCAUUUUGUUCAAAAAAUAAUCAAACUAUUCAAACUUAUGAUAAUAAUAACAGAAAAAAAUAUGAGUCGAUUAAAAAUAAUUUUUUAACCUAUACAAUCACAAUAACAAGUGCUCUGAGUAUUGGAUAUAUUUUAUAUAAAUGGAAAAAUAAAACUCUUCAUGACUUUUAUUCUAAUUUAACACUCCAAUGUCCGCCAAUUUAUGCUUCAAGUUUAUUCACCACUGAUAUUAGCCAGAACAGGAAUAAAUUUAAUUUCAUAGCUGAUGUUGUGGAAGUAUCAGCACCUGCUGUUGUGUAUAUAGAAAUUAAGGAUAAUAAUAGGAUUGACUUUUUUACAGGUAAACCAUCAACAACUAGUAAUGGAUCUGGAUUUAUUGUUAGUGAAGAUGGUCUGAUUCUUACAAAUGCUCAUGUUGUGAUUAAUAAACCAAGGACUUCAGUUAAGGUCAAAUUACAUGAUGGUUCCACUUACACAGGACAAGUUGAAGAUGUUGAUUUACAUAGUGAUUUAGCUACUGUCCGAAUUAAUCGGACAAAUUUGCCGGUCAUGAAACUUGGAAGUUCAGCUGAUAUUCGACCGGGUGAAUUUGUUGUGGCAAUAGGGUCUCCUCUUGCACUGAGCAAUACCAUUACGAGUGGAGUUGUGAGCAGUGCAAAUAGACAAAGCGAGGAAUUAGGUUUGCAUCAUAAGCAUAUGGGUUACAUCCAAACAGAUGCUGCUAUUACAUUUGGAAACUCUGGUGGACCCUUAGUGAAUUUAAACGGUGAAGCAAUAGGUAUAAAUUCAAUGAAAGUCACCGCUGGAAUAUCAUUCGCCAUACCUAUUGAUUAUGCUAAAGAAUUCUUAAAGAAAACUAAAGCUCGUCGGAGUGGCAAAGGUCUUACUGAUCACAAAAAUCUUCAUGAUCACGUCAAACGUCGAUACUUAGGAAUAACAAUGUUAACUCUAACUCCUAGCAUUCUUUACGAAUUACAACAGAGACAUAAUAAUUUUCCUUCUAACAUCAGGCACGGAGUUUUAAUUUGGAAAGUAAUGGUCGGAUCACCUGCAUUCAAUGGAGGUUUAAAAGCUGGUGAUAUAAUAACGCAUGUGAAUGAUGAACCUGUUAUUGAAGUUUCAAAUAUCUACAGUGUCCUAGAGAAGUCAUCAUCCUUGAUCAUGACAGUUGUAAGAAAUGGUGAGAUACUCAAGUUGAGAGUGGAGCCGGAAGAUAUUUGAACUAUUUCUCUAGCGUAUCAACAAAAAAAGAUAUUAGUAAUGAAAUAAAAUGGAUUAUUUUGAUGCUGAUAAUAAAAAAAUAUUAGCUUGCUCAUUGUAAAAAAAGUAAAGUAUAAUUUGACAUCUUUAUAUAGUCAAUACUGAUAAAAUAAUUAACAUAUACCUGUAGGCGUGGUCUUCAUGAUAGCUUAAUAUAUGUACUCAACAUAAACACACCUCCACUAAA
Messenger RNA from Chelonus insularis, 1555 nucleotides. It is a transcript of the gene HtrA2, whose product is annotated as HTRA2-related serine protease. NCBI's taxonomy places the organism in Eukaryota, Metazoa, Arthropoda, Insecta, Hymenoptera, Braconidae. Gene Ontology annotation, biological process: proteolysis; programmed cell death; positive regulation of apoptotic process. The record is from RefSeq and is a predicted model, not a curated record. The transcript is spliced from 7 exons. Gene Ontology annotation, molecular function: protein binding; serine-type endopeptidase activity. Bases 22 to 1329 code for a protein of 435 amino acids.